AUGCGCGAAUACAAAAUCGUAGUACUUGGUAGUGGAGGCGUUGGAAAAUCAGCUCUGACAGUACAAUUUGUGCAAGGAAUUUUUGUUGAGAAAUAUGAUCCAACUAUUGAGGACAGUUAUAGAAAGCAAGUAGAGGUUGAUGGACAACAAUGCAUGCUAGAAAUUCUGGAUACAGCUGGCACGGAGCAAUUCACAGCAAUGCGUGACCUGUACAUGAAGAACGGACAAGGUUUCGUCCUAGUCUAUUCCAUCACUGCACAGUCAACCUUCAACGAUCUAAUGGAUCUUCGUGAUCAAAUCCUUCGAGUGAAGGAUACCGAUGAAGUACCAAUGAUUUUGGUUGGGAAUAAGUGCGAUCUCGAAGAUGAACGAGUCGUCGGUAAGGAUCAGGGAUUGAAUCUUGCUCGGCAAUUUGGCUCCGCCUACUUGGAAACAUCCGCCAAAGCUAAAAUUAAUGUCAGCGAGGUAUUCUACGACUUGAUUCGGCAAAUCAACCGCCGCUAUCCGGACACAAGCAAAAAGCAAGGAGAAUCGACAGAACAGUGCUGUCCUUGUUCUCUGAUGUGA
Messenger RNA from Necator americanus (New World hookworm), 567 nucleotides. RefSeq lists its product as uncharacterized. Lineage: Eukaryota; Metazoa; Nematoda; Chromadorea; Rhabditida; Ancylostomatidae. The record is from RefSeq and is a predicted model, not a curated record. The transcript has 6 exons. Gene Ontology annotation, biological process: negative regulation of synaptic vesicle exocytosis; cellular response to cAMP; Rap protein signal transduction. Gene Ontology annotation, molecular function: GTP binding; GDP binding; GTPase activity. Bases 1 to 567 code for a protein of 188 amino acids. Gene Ontology annotation, cellular component: plasma membrane.